Molecule: messenger RNA, 3363 nt
Organism: Puccinia triticina
Lineage: Eukaryota; Fungi; Basidiomycota; Pucciniomycetes; Pucciniales; Pucciniaceae
Exons: 7
Coding region: 1-3363 (1120 amino acids)
Biological process (GO): regulation of fungal-type cell wall organization; signal transduction; activation of GTPase activity
Cellular component (GO): cell cortex
Molecular function (GO): GTPase activator activity
Source: RefSeq, a predicted model, not a curated record
AUGUUUUCUCACAUCACCGCCCUCGCCAAAUCUCCGAAACUCUCCAAGGCUACCAGUCUGAGCUCCCACAGUGCACCCUAUGGCGCUCGAUCAGGAGACCAGCUGACAAGCGAUUCCUCCUUUGCUUCGAUAGAUGGCGAGGCUCGUCAUAAGGCUCGCCACGCCGAAAGCCAUUUCAACAGUGAGCUCGAAACUUUGCGUCAGCACAACGCGGAGGAACCAUCAACAGCCCGUUACUCGGGCCGGUUACGUGCCAACUCGGCUCAGACCAUCAACUCGAUCCUCACCAGCUCGACUCACACCACCAACACCAACUCCGCAACUUCCCCAGGCGUCUUCCAGCCGGGCUUUGGCAUCCCAGCCAACACUCGACCAGACUCCAUGGCUAGUCAGAGCUCAUCCAUCAGCUAUCUACCCAAGUCAGGCACGCGGGUAUUAAUAUCCCCCUUUUCGCAAUCCAAUCAUUCCAAAGACUCCUCGGGUCUACUAUCCAAAGGCCGUUCCACACCCCCUCCUGCGCGACGCCGAUUCCGGACUCUCUCCAAUGCCUCUUUUUCCAUGCGACGAGAGCGAUCGGCCCAACAGCCACAGCAGCUAGAAGUUCAGCUUCAUCGGCAGCAUGAGCAGCGGCAACGGCAGCAGCAGCAGCAGCAGCAGCAGCAACAACAACGACAUCGCCGAGCACACACAGAUCAAAUAUCUACUGACAACUCUGGCCAGCAGCAGCUGGAAGAGCACCUGCUUUCAAGGCCAACAUCGGCUUCAAACUAUCAAGAUGUCCCCCGAAAGGCUCAUCUUCCCGGCCGGAGUACAUCCCAGAAUCACGACAGCCGGCCACCACCUUCGGCUGAAAGAGGCCCUCGGAACGAGCGGCGUCAUAGCUCUAUUCCGCGCCCUGUUCCCACCCCUCUGAAGAUUACCAGCCACUCCUUUACCACCAGUCUCCCGGAAUCCGCUCACACAUCUCGAUCAACUCCUAACUCUCGACCUCGCGGUAGUGAUCUGUUCUCUGCAUCAGGACCGCUGCCCUCAGAGCUUUCAUCCUUUGGUUCCGCCCAAUCACAGCCCCAGAAGCGUUGGUCGAUAGUUGAUACCCACAUUGGCAGUCACCAAGCUCCGUUGGCUCCUACCGACGCUCGACCAAAUCCUGGAAGAGCAGCCCAUUCCUUGACCCGUGUCGCGACUACUUCCUUGGCAGUCCCAACAGGUAGAAGACAUAUCAAGCAGAAGGCAUCGUCCCCGGAACGUCCUCAUCCAUCUCGCCGCCAAUCAACCACUCCGAUUGCAUCUCAAGAGGUUCGAGUGCGACCAGAGUCUCUUAUAAACCCGAGCAACUUUCCGACUGAGGCACCAGCGGGCUUCAAAUUCAAUCCAACGAUGAUUGAUGAACACACGCACGCAAGCCAACAACCCCAAAUCCCCAUACGCCAGGAGUCCCCUGAGGAAUUGAUCCAAUACCUCGAGCGGCUGAUAGGAUAUGAUGAACUUCGGUUGCUCACGCAUGUUGACAAACUACUCCACCAGUGCAUGUAUACUUUUCUCGAAAGUGAAUCAACCAAGCAAGUGCCUCAAGAUAGUACUCAUCCGAACCGGAGGUCGAUUGGUAACGGAAUAUUGGGACGUCUGGGAUGGAAAAACAAGAAAGGGACAUCCACUCCGGAGCCUCUAUCCCGAAGUAAAUCGAAUCCGCGAGCCGAAUACCUCGCUGAAGAUAGGAGAGCUACGUUCGGUUUAUGGGCCGGCGCCCCGACGCGCCCUGUCAAGGGCGGCGUAUUUGGGUCUUCCUUGGAAGACGGUGAUACUUUCAGCUGCGUGACGGUCAUUGGAGGUCACAAGCAUCUCAUACCAAUUGUAAUAUUCUCGCUGGUUGAGGAGAUCUAUGCUCGUGGGAUGGAAACACCUGGUUUUAUGCGGAUUGCCGGGAAGGCAGAGAAAAUUGACGCCCUUGCUGAUGCGUUCGAACAUGCGCCAUUGAAUAGAGACGGGGUAGACCUUGCCUCGGAGGAUAUUCACGUUCUUUGCAGCUUGUUCAAGCGUUAUUUGAGGGCCUUGCCUGAACCCCUCAUGUCUAGAGAGCUCUUUCACAUUCUUUGGUCAUUUUGUGUAAGGCAACGCAAGUCAACAAACCCGGGACACCUCAAGAGCACGAUAGCGGCUGCACAAUGUAUCAUGCGACUGAUGCCUCCCCGGUCGUUUAGCCUCCUCAUCUACGUUGUCGCCUUCCUAUCGCAAAUCCCUCUGUUCCCGCAAUGCAAAUUCAGCUCUACCGGGAUAGCGAAGAUUUUCGGCCCGGCGCUCUUUGCAAGCAGGACCCAAAGGAACCCGGCCUCGGAUGAACGGCCGAUCCAGGCUUUAAAAUGGGUGUUGGAAAACUGGAAUAUGCUUACUGACGGCUUGUUAAACGAGCAUUUCACUGUGAACUUCUCUGAAUCGCCACCUCCAAUGGCAGCUUCGACCCAAACCACUUGCGUCUCAGAACCCAGCUCUCCAGAGCCCUCCUACCCAUCCCCGAUAGGAACCCCCAUGGCCGGUCAAGAUGUCACCCCCCCUGAACUCCAAUCCCCGGAAGAGCUGGCAACAGACGAUGCUCUCGAGCCGACAUCUGCUAAUUCGAGAAGACUUCUCGAAUGGCGCUCCCAUUCUCAGCUCAGGAAAUCCAACAGCUCUGCCCAACACAUAGUUGAUCGCUACGAAGCUCAUGAGAAGAAUUUCCCUAUGACAGACGACCAGGUUAGACAUCUCAAACAAGAGACUUUGGACUCACUGGAUGAGAUUACUGUUAGCAAACGCCCGCAAGAAGUUGUCUCACAUAGUCCUAUCAUCGAAUUCGAGGUGUUGCCCAAUAUCGCCGAAGUCACUACUGAGACGCAGGUGACCUUUAGUAGCGGCGAUGAUCAUCCACAUCCCGAACAACCUACCCCGGACAUUGUUGGCGAAACCUUCAGUCGCCAAAGUUUAAUCGAAGGAGAAGACAAACCAGGGUCGAAGUCGACGCGAACACAGAUACUAGUGCUCAAUGAACCAUUUGAACCCACUUCAGGAAUGACGAAGCCGAUAGCUGACAGCUUGACAGUGCCCGAAUAUAAGCCAGAUAUCCGUGCGGUGAAAGGCCAGUCAGCCGUCUCCGGUUGUCCAACUCUGAAAAGCCUUGAUACGGCUGAAGUCGAUAACUUGAUCAUUCAAGGCCUUCAGCUCCGAGAAACCAUGUCAAGGGAAAAACUGUGCGAUUGUCACACUGAGGAUAGGGACCGAGCGGAAAGGAUGCUCAAAGAAUCGAUUGCACUUAUCCAGACCCACCAAGACAUGCUGUCCCGAAUGAAAUCACAGUUAAUUGGAUUACUAAACCAGGAAGGCGAAAACUGA